Molecule: messenger RNA, 165 nt
Organism: Plasmopara halstedii
Lineage: Eukaryota; Oomycota; Peronosporomycetes; Peronosporales; Peronosporaceae
Exons: 2
Coding region: 1-165 (54 amino acids)
Source: RefSeq, a predicted model, not a curated record
AUGCUCUACACAAGCUUAUGUCGCCGACGAAAUAUAGCGCAAUUGGCAUUCCAAGGACAAGAAGCGCCUGUCGAGCUCCUGACGGGUAAGAAAACGCGCGGGCGUGUUACGGACAAAGCAUCUUUGCAUCGAGCAUGCUGUCCACCAGCUUAUAUACUGGCGUGA